This is a messenger RNA of Colletotrichum karsti, 693 nucleotides long. RefSeq names its product selT/selW/selH selenoprotein domain-containing protein. NCBI's taxonomy places the organism in Eukaryota, Fungi, Ascomycota, Sordariomycetes, Glomerellales, Glomerellaceae. The record is from RefSeq and is a predicted model, not a curated record. The transcript is spliced from 2 exons. The coding region runs from base 1 to 693 and encodes 230 amino acids.
AUGGCAGAAGCCGCGCCGUCGCAGUCAGCACCCUUCCCCCUCCCCCGCGUAGCCAUCCAGUUCUGCACCCAGUGUAAGUGGAUGCUCCGCGCAGCAUAUUUCGCCCAGGAACUCCUCUCGACCUUCUCAACCUCCAUCGGCGAAGUCGCCCUCCAGCCCUCCACAGGCGGCACCUUCACCGUCACCCUAACCCACCUCCCCGAGGGCGCGACGACCACCACCUCCACGAUCCUCUGGGACCGCAAGGCCGAGGGCGGCUUCCCCGAGACCAAGGAGCUCAAGCGCCGCCUGCGGGACGUCAUCGAGCCCAACAGAGACCUGGGCCACGUCGACCGCAAACACGGCAAGGCCCCUACUACAGGGACACCAACACAAGCAGCAGCAGCAGCAGCAGCAACAAUGUCCGAAGACAAGACUAACGACACCUUCGCGGACAACCUCCCCUCCGCGGCAGGAAUCACCUCCCAGCUCAAGAAGCACCCGGCCAACGCACAGAAGAAGGACGAGCCGAGCACGACGGAAGAGAAGAGCCCCUUCGACGACGCGGCGCGGGCCGCGAUAGCCGCCGCGGGCGCCAACAAGGGACAGCAGGGCAGGGCGGAAAUAUCGCCCGCCGGCCAGAGACCCGGAGCUCAAGAGAAGGAGGCGGCGGCGGCGGGAGACAAGAAGGAGGUUUGCGAGGACUGCGCGUGA